CGGCGGCGGCUCCACAACGCGCUCCAGGAGCUCCGGGGCAGCGUGCGCGUCGUCGCGCGGCUCCGCCCACCGUCGAGCCUGCUCCGCGACGACGCGCCGGCGCCCGCGGUCCGCGCGGGCGGCGCGGACGGCCGGACCGUCGUCCUCGCGGCGCCACCGCGCGACGGCGUCGACGGCGGCGCCAAGCCGCGAAAACUGGAGACGCUGCGCUUCGACCGCGUCUUCGACGGCGACGCGACGCAGGCCGACGUCUACGGCGAGAUCGACGACCUCGUCGCGUCCGCGGCCGACGGCUUCGACGUCUGCGUCCUGGCCUACGGCGCGACGGGCUCCGGCAAGACGCACACGAUGCACGGGCCCGCGUCCGGCGGCGACGAGGCCGGCGUCGUGCCCCGCGCGACGCGGGCCCUCGCGGAGGCCGCGCGGCGGCGCGGCGACGGCGGCUGGUCCUUCGCGUGCGAGGCGUCGUCCGUCGAGAUCUACGACGAGAAGGUCUACGACCUGCUCGCGCCCGGCGGCGCGGCGCUCGAGGUCAAGGACGACGCCGACGACCCCGUGCCCGGCGCCGCGGCGCUGCCCCUGGAUUUCGGCGACGACGGCAGGGGCGCCGCGCAACUCGCGAAGCGCGCCGCGCGGAGCCGGCGCACGGCCGCGACGCUCCUCAACGACCGGUCGUCGCGGUCCCACGCCCUCUUCACGCUGCGCAUCGUCGGCCACCACGAGGCCAAGAACCUGAAGACGCGCGGGUCCCUCGUGCUCGUGGACCUCGCGGGCUCCGAGCGGCUCAAGCGGAGCGGCGCCGCGGACCCGGGCGCGGACCCGGGCCGCCUCCGCGAGGCCUGCGCCAUCAACCGGUCCCUGUCGUGCCUCGUCGACGUCUUCGCCGCGUUGGGCCGCCGCGGCGACGGCCGGGGCAGGGGCGUCCACGUGCCCUACCGCAACUCCGCGCUCACGCGGAUCCUCCAGCGGCCCCUCAGCGGCGACGGCAAGGCGCUCCUCCUCGCGACCUGCAACCCCCACGAGGCCGAGUCCCUCGGCACGCUCAAGUUCGCCCACCAGGUCGCGGCCAUCGAGACGGGGCGCAUCGCGCGCCGCGUGUCGUCCGCGGCGAAGCGCGCGCCGCUCGGCGCGCAGAAUAAGCGGCGCUAG
Aureococcus anophagefferens is the source of this 1149-nucleotide messenger RNA. RefSeq lists its product as hypothetical. Gene Ontology annotation, molecular function: ATP binding; microtubule motor activity; microtubule binding. The annotation marks the transcript as partial. Gene Ontology annotation, biological process: microtubule-based movement. Lineage: Eukaryota; Pelagophyceae; Pelagomonadales; Pelagomonadaceae. The record is from RefSeq and is a predicted model, not a curated record. The transcript has a single exon.